UCCCCAAGUGUCUUAUGACAUAUUCCGCAUGGACAAGACCAUUUUUAGACACUUGUGUAAUGAGUUGAAGCGGCUGCACCUAUUAGAGGAGGACACUGGUUGGGUUUCAGUUGAGGAGUCCGUUGGGACAGUGCUAUAUAUCGUCGGACACAACGCUGACUACCGGGUAACUGCCAACCGCUUCUAACAUUCUCUCGAGACCAUUCAAAGGCGGUUCCGGCGUACCUUACGUGCUAUCCAUGCUUUGGGAUGUAUCAUCAUCCGGCCCGACGUUGAUGCAGCUGAGCUCCCUCAAUCACUUCGAGGGAAUGGGAAAUAUUAUCCAUGAUUUGAGAAAUGUGUGGGGGCUAUCGAUGGGACGCAUAUAAGUGCUUCUGCCCCAUCCGGUAGGACUACCGCAUUUAGAGAUAGACGGAGUGAUAUCACCCAAAACGUGAUGUGUGCAUGCAACUUUGACAUGCGGUUUACAUAUGUGCAUUCGGGAUGGGAAGGGAGUGCAAAUGAUUCACGAGUCAUGCAGGAUGCACUUGGACAUGCCAAGUAUGAGUUCCCUUGGCCGCCUAGAGGAUCGUACUACCUCGUUGACUCGGAGUACGCAAUAGGCAGUGCAUUCCUCCCCCCACACAAGUCCACACGCUACCAUGCCCAAGAGUUUCGGGGUGCGAACUGGCAACCUAGUACCCCACAAGAGUUGUUCAAUUAUAGGCAUUCCUCAUUACGGAUGGUGAUUGAACGAUGCUUUGGCGUCUUGAAGGCGAGGUUCCCUAUUUUGACUGGAAUGCACUCCUUCUCUAUCUCUAGACAACGGCUGAUUGUGACUGCUUGCUGUGCAUUGCACAACUUUAUUCGCAUGUAUAAUCGGGCAGAUGAAUUGUUCCAUGUGUGGAAAGGAUCAUUUGUGCGUAACAGAGACGCAAACCUAGUAGGAGCUGCACGCGUAGGCAAUGGGGGCACUGAAGAAGCUUUUAAUUCUCGGGCACAACGAGCAAUGUCAGAGUAUCGUGAUGUGAUAACUGCUGCUAUGUGGGCAGAUUACAUUGUUCAAUGA
This is a messenger RNA of Quercus robur (English oak), 1048 nucleotides long. RefSeq lists its product as uncharacterized. The transcript is spliced from 3 exons. The coding region runs from base 437 to 1048 and encodes 203 amino acids. Lineage: Eukaryota; Viridiplantae; Streptophyta; Magnoliopsida; Fagales; Fagaceae. The record is from RefSeq and is a predicted model, not a curated record.